GGCUGCGGGGCACACAGUCCCCCGAAGGCUGUGGAGGGACGCGGCGGGUCCUUUGGUGUCCUGGAGGCCACCGCAGGGCUGCGCCAGCCGGUGACUUCCCGAAUCGACGGCUCCGGGCCGGCCCAUGGCGGAGGCGCGGGGGCCGCGGCGCGGUGGCGUGCAGCACGAGCUGCUGGAGAAGGUGGCGCGCCUGCAGCGGGGCGCGCGGCACGCGGAGCCGGAGGUGGCGGCGCGCAGGGCGACGGGCGACGGCGGCUCGGGCUCGGGCUUCUGGUGCUGGCGGCGGCUGUUCGCGCGCGGGGCCCGCGGGGCGCGCCGGAGGAAGGGCAAGUUCGCGCGGCCCGGCGCGGCGGCCCCGGAGCGCGGCGUGUGGGGGCCGCCGGGGCUGCAGAGGCUGCUGCAGAGGCUGGCGACGUGGCGCCGCCGCUACCUGCGGCGAGGGGAGCGACCCGAGGGCCUGGAGGAGAUCCCGCUGCUGGUGCUGGACCGCAAGCGGGCGGCCGCCGACUAGGGGCGCCCCGGUCGGCCUCGCCAGCGCGCGCAGCGGCCUCGGGUCCGUUAGGUUUUGUAAACGAGAGCAAGAAGUGAAAAUAAACCUCGCACUGUAUGAAUGAAAGAA
This is a messenger RNA of Peromyscus eremicus (cactus mouse), 619 nucleotides long. RefSeq names its product chromosome 15 C1orf202 homolog (gene C15H1orf202). The transcript has a single exon. The coding region runs from base 125 to 511 and encodes 128 amino acids. NCBI's taxonomy places the organism in Eukaryota, Metazoa, Chordata, Mammalia, Rodentia, Cricetidae. The record is from RefSeq and is a predicted model, not a curated record.